Messenger RNA from Aspergillus ruber CBS 135680, 234 nucleotides. RefSeq lists its product as uncharacterized. The record is from RefSeq and is a predicted model, not a curated record. Lineage: Eukaryota; Fungi; Ascomycota; Eurotiomycetes; Eurotiales; Aspergillaceae. The transcript has a single exon. The annotation marks the transcript as partial.
CUUCACGUUGUACUCUAUCGACCCCGUUAUGGCAAUUACCAACACUGUGGCUUGUACCUGGAGGAUGAAAGAGAGCCCCUCAUUUUCGAAGUUACCGGCGAACAUCCGAAAUUCGAACGCAAUAUCAUGAAAGCACGACCUGAAAAUUCUAGGAGCUUUCUGCAGAAAGUUUACAUCGGCCUUUCUGAUUACGCCGAUGUAAAAAAUAUGAAACAAGCUGCAGAGACGGUGCCC